Epinephelus fuscoguttatus (brown-marbled grouper) is the source of this 5214-nucleotide messenger RNA. RefSeq names its product supervillin d (gene svild). The transcript is spliced from 30 exons. Lineage: Eukaryota; Metazoa; Chordata; Actinopteri; Perciformes; Serranidae. Gene Ontology annotation, biological process: cytoskeleton organization; actin polymerization or depolymerization; actin filament severing. Gene Ontology annotation, molecular function: actin filament binding; phosphatidylinositol-4,5-bisphosphate binding. The record is from RefSeq and is a predicted model, not a curated record. The coding region runs from base 483 to 5141 and encodes 1552 amino acids. Gene Ontology annotation, cellular component: actin cytoskeleton; cytoplasm.
GCUCUCUGCUCGGCUGUUACAGAGCCGCGUCUCCCCUCAGCUUCCAUGGAGGAUGAGUAGAAACAGACAAACUAUUUUCUAACGAAUAAUAGCGUCUAUUUAUCUCUAUGUUUUAUCUUCUAUUCUCGUCUGGGACUCGCUCGUGCUGGUUGAACGUUGGUAGUGACGUGCUGCGGUGAACGAACGUUAGCGUCGUCCAAAACACGGUUAGCUAACCUGCUGCCUGAACCUGAACGUAGUGAGUGUGUUUUAAUAUUUGAACAGCUGUUUAAAGGUCCUACACUCAUAACUCCGUGGAUGUUGUGUUGGCUGACGCGUGUGCAGACCUCCAUUAAUGAUUGCAGCACUGGGAUGAUUUUGAUGGAGUGAGACACCGCUGUCGAGGCAGAUCUACAAGAAAGCUGAUCUACAUAUCUGGGUUGAAGUAGCAACUUGGAAUCCUCUCACCUGCAUUCAAACCCUGAACUGAACUGAACUUUGAGAUGGAUGGAAUAGACACCUUGCAGAGCUCGGCCCCAGAGACCAAGGCUGAGCGGAUUGCCCGGUACAAGGCAGAAAGGAGGAGGGAGCUCGCCGAGCGCUAUGGCAACACAGAUGAAUUCACAUCCAAAUAUGUCCGUAGGGACAGGAAAAUUGGAGACACAUCCGAAACAGUGUCUUCAGAAACCAAGGAGAAAGGAAAAUAUGAGGAUAAUGGAUCGGAGCACACAUACACCAGGAGGGGGCUGAGGAAUAAAGUAGCAGAACCUGUGGGACACACUGAUGAUGUGCCCGCCCAGGAAAAAGAGGCUACCACUCACCUCAAAGCAGACACAGUUUUAUCCUCUAAAUCCGAAGCUGUCUCCUCCUUAAAGACAUCCUCUCACUUGAGCAGUCAGCAUGCAAACCAAUCAGAUAAGAACCAUGAAUCAUGUGAAAUCAUCCUACAGCAGAGUAAGACUGUGGGACUGGGAAGACCAUACAUCAGUGCGUGUUACAUGAAUCAGCUGCAUCUGUGUAGCAUCAUGCUGCUGGAAACUGAUGACACAGAGGAGCCAAAGGUUGACGAGAAGCCUGUGGACUCGGCCAAGAGGACUGCCAAGAUGUCUCUUUUUAAGGACCUGGAGGGGACGGAGGAUGGGAGCAGCGGCCGGCGUGCCAACGACAGGCUAAAGUGUCAGCAAAUGAGCAGUGACGAAGAGGAUUCCUCCACCAGCCUUCCCAAAACCGAUAGAAGCAAGGUAAUGGAUGAGAAAGACGCCGCAGAUGAGCCGUCAUGGAAAGAGCAGCACGAAUAUGCUCCCACUGUCGAAGAAAAGCCCUCCAGUCUCCUCUCCGACAGGGCUCUCCCCCUCAGCGAGAACACAGACGCCUCUCCCCCUCCCUCUCCUCCCUGCCAGCCUGCCUCGCUGCAGCGCCAAGACUCCGGGCCACGGGGCAUCAAGGGAAUCCUAAAGAAAAGCCGCUCCACCAGUGUGGAGUCGGACCACAGCGAGGGCUCCACGCCAGAUUGUGCGCCAGCCCGACAAAGCAGCGUCACCCUGAGCCACCCCGAGAGUGAAGAGGAGAUGGAGGAGAUGGAAGAGGAGGAGAAUGAGGAGGAGAUAGAGGAAGAAGAAGAAGAAGAAGAAGAAGAAGAGGAAGAGGUCAAUGGGGAAAACGACAGAGAGGAUGAGUCAUUAUCUGAUGAUAUCACAGACAGAGCGAGCUUCAGCAUGGAGAGACAGCAGAGGGAGGGAAGCAGCAGCAGCAGCAGCAACAGCGGAGCGAGCUUUGAGGAGAUGAGGAGUCCUUCGCCUGACGAGAGCCUGGAGAAGACGUCCUCAGUGUCCGAGGAUGUUGAGGAACUGGAGAGCAGUUUGGAUGGAAGCCAGGGCUCCUCACUCAAACAGAGACUGGCAGAGUUCACAGGUGAAGGUGAGAAGAAGGAUAGAAAGAAAGCCAAACCAUUCGAGCAGGUCCAGACGUCACUGGCUGAGCGCUUCGGUCAGCUCCAUGAUGCUGAGAACGCCUGGAAGAAAAAGAAGUCCAACGUCGAUGUGGCGCCCAAGGUGUCACUGGCAGAGAGGAUGAAGAUCCUGAAAGACAAGGAGGAGCAGUGGAAGAGCAAAGGCAAAGGAGCAGCCAACGACUCGGUCCAGUUCACUGUGGCUGGGCGCAUGGCCAAGAGAGGUCUUGUGACAGACACGGGGAAGGAUGAGUCACCUCUUAUCGCCCUCAAAAGGUCUAAUGCCACGCCUGUGAAGCCACAUGAAGAAAUCUCCAGCAGAACUGAUGUGAAGGUGGAAGGAGACAAGAGGCUCGACAAGCUCGAGUCUUUCCUCGAUAAGCUCCACAAUAAAGGUGUGAGCAAAAGCAAGACAUCCACCGUCGAGGUGACGGCAGAGACGGAGAAAGAAGUGAUGACCCUGGAUGAUGAUGAGACGUUCGGGAACUUCUACAGAUCUAUCUCACCGACAUCACUCCAGGACUCCAGCAUGGUUUUGACAGAGGAGGACCUCAGCCAGAUCCAGGCCGAUACACCAAAGCUCACCUCAGCUGUAGCAGAACACAAGCGAGCAGUACGCCCAGCCAGAAGGAACCAAGGCUCCAGGAACCCUCUGCGGGCUCUGGCCGCCCGCAAUGACAUCCGCCAGGUCUACACAGAGCAGAGGCUUAACGUGGCCUCACUGGAGACAAAGAGGAUCCAAGUGGAGAGGAUGGCAAAACACUCGAAAACUAACCUGGCUGAUGUGGCCUUGGCGGGUCUCGCCAGCAAGGAGAACUUCCGCAAGGUCAACCUGCGCAGUGUGAAAUCCACUGAUGUUGUGACCAACAAUAGCACGCUGCCUUUCAACAAGCUCAUGCUCAUUCGCAUCAAAGGUCGGAGGCACGUCCAGGUGCGUCUGGUGGAGCCCACAGCCUACUCUCUAAACAGCGGCGACUGCUUCCUUCUCAUAACACCAAAGCACUGCUACAUGUGGAGCGGGGAGUUCGCCAACGUCAUUGAGAAAGCUAAGGCGUCCGAGAUGGCAACGUUCGUCCAGGCCAAGAGGGACCUCGGGUGUAAGGCGUCCCAGGUGACGGUGCUGGAGGAGGGCAUCAACACCGAGAGCAGAUGGGCCAAAGAGUUCUGGAGCCUGCUGGGAGGACAUACCAAGUACAGAGGGGCAGGGGAGCCGGAGGAGGACGAACUGUACGAGAGUGGGGUGUUAGACUCUAAUGGUGUGUACAGACUGCAGGGAGACAAACUGGUGCCUCACGAAGAUGCCUGGGCCUCCAUCCCGAGUGUCACCUUGCUCGACUCCAAAGAGGUUUUAGUGUUUGAUUUUGGCAGCGAGGUGUACGUAUGGCACGGGAAAGACGUGCCCUUGGGUGACAGAAAAGUUGCAGUGAAACUGGGCAAACAGCUUUACAGCGGCAGUUACGACUACAGCAACUGCAGAGUGAACCCUUUAGACGCCUCCUGCACCAAUACAGAUGUGCCUCAAAAGGGGGAGGGUCGCCCGAGCUGGACUCUGUUUGGCCGGCUGUCCGAGCACAAUGAGACAUCCCUGUUCAGAGAGAAGUUCCUGGACUGGGCCGAGAGGAAGAAGGAGGAAGCAGCUCUACCAGAGGAAGUCAAGAGCCCAGUCCACACCAUCGAACGACCCAUGUUCGACUUGGAACUGCAGCCAUGUGACGCCAAGGCCCUGCUGGACAACGAGCCUGAGCCGGUGAAGACAGUCCUGGAGGGAGUGAACGUCCAGCGGGGCCACGGCGUGGUGAGGGCAGAUGACGGAAGACAGGCGGAGUUGGCUACAGUAGCUGUAGAGUCCUGGCACAUCAAAGAGCACGGCGAGGAGGAACUGCCUAAAGAGAGUCUGGGCCAACUGCACGAGGGUGAUGCCUACAUCAUCCGUUGGAAGUACUCUAUUACCACACUGGUUGGAAAGCGACAGAAACCCGGGGAGCUGAGUGCCGGCGCUCCUGGGAGAGAGAGGACGGCGUGUUUUUUCUGGCAAGGCAGCCGCUCCAGCGUCAGUGAGAAAGGAACGUCGGCUCUGAUGACAGUGGAGCUGGGCAGCCAUCGGGGGUCACAAGUGUUGGUGACUCAGGGAAAAGAGCCUCCAUGCUUCCUCCAGCUGUUCCAGGGAGGCUUGGUCAUCCACAAGGGCAGCAGAGAAGACGGCGCCAACAAAACAGAUGGCUGGAGGUUGUUCUGUGUCCGUGGUGAGGCAGAGGUGGAGGCCUCACUGGUGGAGGUAAAUUGCCAGCGUGCCAGUCUGCGCUCUCGUGCCAGCCUGGUGCUUCUUAACGCUCAGAAAGGCGUUCUCUACUUGUGGCACGGCUGCAAAGCACAUGUCGGUGCCAGGCAGGUGGCCAAAAGAGCUGCGGACAAGCUAACACAGAGGAAUCCUGCAGAGUUAGGUCUGAGCAGCAGCAGCAAUGUGAAAGUUGAGGAGGUGGAGGAGGGAUCUGAGCCCUCAGAGUUUACAAAGGCUCUGGGCUCGCAGGAUAAGAAGGCCUACGACUGCAUGCUGCAAGAUCCAGGCAAGUACAACUACACACCUCGGCUGUUCCGGCUAAGCGCCAGCUCUGGGGUGUUCGAAGGAGAGGAGCGGCUGUAUCCAGCCAGAGUGGCUGAGGGGGUGAUGGCGAUGCCUUUCCUACAGGAGAACCUUUACUCCGCACAACAGCCAGCCCUGUUCCUGCUGGAUAACCGUAUGGAGGUGUACCUGUGGCAGGGCUGGCAGCCUGAGGACACACAGUGUCCCGGCUCUGCAAAGAUCCGCUGGAACAACGAGAGGAAGUGUGCCAUGGAGACGGUGCUGCAGUACUGCAAAGAGAAGAAUCCCCGACGCCCCCCUCUGGCAUAUCUGAUCCUUGCAGGCUGUGAACCUCUCACCUUCACCAACAUCUUCCCAUACUGGGAGAAGGACACCAGUAUCUCUCCAAAGGCCGAAAGCUCCAAGAACAAGGUGAUGUUAGUAAAGGAGGCGCUGUCUCAGCUCAGUAAGCAGCAGUACUCCAUCGAGGAGCUGACCAGGAAGCCGCCACCAGAGGGAGUGGACCCUCUGCGCCUGGAAGAUUACCUCUCUGACGAGGACUUUAAGAAACUUCUUGGGAUGAGUCGAGUCGAGUUCAACGCUCUGCCAAACUGGAAGCAAAAGAAUCUGAAGAAAAGCAAGAACCUGUUUUAAAUUUCAUCAUUUUGUACACACAUCUGCCUGUUUUUUAUGUUCUCAGCAGCUUUUCUUACAUUUUUUUUUUAUU